UGCCCGUUCGUCCGUUCUUGCACGUUUUCGACGUGCUACUUCGCGCCGUUCAUCGUCCUGCACCCCGGACGCCACGCCGAGAUGCUCGCGGAGCGUAUGCGGAAGAACGACGUCGACUGCUGGCUGAUCAAUGCGGGCUCGACGGGCGACCAGUACGGGACGGGUAAGCGCUGCCCGCUCAAUUACACGCGCAUGGUGGUGCACUCGGGCGAGCUUGCCAAGGCGGAGUACGAGACGUUCCGUGUCGGGACGUUCGGUCUCCAGGUCCCGACCCACAUCGAGGGCGUGCCGCGCGAGCUGUCGAGCCUCUGCUUGGCGUGGACGGACAAGGCGGCGUUUGAGAGGGAGGUGAGGAAGCUGGCGGUGAUGUUCCAGAAGGCGUUUGCGCUGUAUCCAUAG
Messenger RNA from Fomitopsis serialis, 399 nucleotides. RefSeq lists its product as uncharacterized. Gene Ontology annotation, molecular function: phosphoenolpyruvate carboxykinase (ATP) activity; ATP binding. NCBI's taxonomy places the organism in Eukaryota, Fungi, Basidiomycota, Agaricomycetes, Polyporales, Fomitopsidaceae. The record is from RefSeq and is a predicted model, not a curated record. The transcript has a single exon. Gene Ontology annotation, biological process: gluconeogenesis. The annotation marks the transcript as partial. Gene Ontology annotation, cellular component: cytosol.